Molecule: messenger RNA, 3353 nt
Organism: Chara braunii
Lineage: Eukaryota; Viridiplantae; Streptophyta; Charophyceae; Charales; Characeae
Source: the annotation of a GenBank genome assembly
GGCUGAUGACGUCAACAGCUUCCCAAGUAGGAGCAGACCUCGGCCAAUGCCGCACGCGUCAAGCACCAGGUAGGUGGGAGUGUGGGAGGACCCAUUGGAGAAGAACGUGGGUAUAGAAGUAGUGGCCUUGGGUGGCGUUAAGGGCCACGGGUCUCAGAGGGAAGAAGUGUGACGUGGGGAGGGGGCGGGGCGAGGGAGGGUUUGAGUUCGAUCAGCACUCGCUUGAUUAAUGGAUAACAUGUCAACUGAUGCCGAAAGGAGGGGGGAAGAUGGGAGUAAUGUGAGCUUCGUGGUCAACGGUGGACAAGCUGUAGUAGUAGGAACAGGAGAGGAAGGGGGAGGAAAAGGAGGAGGAGGAGGAGGAGGAGGAGGAGGCGGCGGACGGCGACGAGGAGGAGAUGGUAGACGGAGUGAUCCGAAUGGUCCGGAUCUGGAAUCCGGGAUGCGGAAUUCUAGUUUUGUGGUUGGGAUGGAUAGACGGGAGAAUGGCGGGGCUACACUGACACUGGCUGGAGGAGAUGUAGAUGAAGCUGGGUCGGAGGGCAGCGGCUGUGGCUGCCUAGAACAGAGGGAAGAUGGCUUCAGGAGAAUGGCCAAGCAGGAGGAGGACGACGACGACGACGGCGACAAAGAAACAACACGUCUGCUGCAGUUAGAUCGAACACCGAUAGGAACAGAACGAAAAGCAGUAGGAGGAGGAAUUCUUAAAGCAGGAGGAGGGGUGGCCGAGAACGGCAGAAGUCCCCUUUACAAGCCCCCUAAGUGGGGUCGAUCUGCCAUAGCCAUAGUUGAUGAGUUACUUUUAUUAAUCGACGAUCCGUCAAUCUGGUUUCAAAAACGCGGGCGCGAGGUUGUAGAACGACAUGCGCCCAUUCUGUCCGGACUGCUGUACUGCUCGUUGUCUUGUGGGAUGAUUCUGCUCAACAAGGCCGUGCUGUCGGGAUACCGAUUCCCCGGAACCUUUAGUCUCCUACUCUAUCAAAGCCUGGUCAGUGUUUUAGUCAUUCUGAUAGGUGAGAGCUGCGGCUGGUACGAGCUCGAGCCGCUGACGUGGCGUUUGUGCAAGGUCUGGUUGCCAGUCAACUGUCUGUUUGUCGGGAUGAUAGCGUCGGGACUGUACAGUCUCAAGUACUUGACGGUGCCGAUGGUCACCGUGCUCAAGAACCUGACGAAUGUCAUCACGGCAUCGGGCGAGACUGCGAUCUACGGAAAACGCCAUAGCCCAGGAGUGUGGUCGGCGCUAGGGUUGAUCAUACUCUCCUCGGUAGGAGGAGGGGUGACCGACUUCACCUUUACUCUGACAGGGUACACGUGGCAGAUGAUUAAUUGUGUAUUGACAGCCGGGUAUUGCUUGUACCUGCGGCACACGAUGGACACGGCCAAGGAGUUGACGAGCACAGGAAGACUUGGAGAAGUCACGAUGGUAAUGCUAAACAAUGUUUUGUCCCUUCCGAUCGGGGCGGCUUUGGUGGUGGCAGCGGGAGAAGUAGAGGUGCUCGCGUCGUUGCCGUUGACGAAGGAUGCAGGUUUCUGGAUGGCCGCCACGUUGACAGGGGUCCUUGGCGCGUGUCUCUGCUUCGCUGUUAUGUGGUUUUUGCACUGCACUAGCCCCACAACCUUUGGCUUAGUGGGCUCGCUCAACAAGAUCCCGACUUCGGUUAUCGGAGUGGCCCUGUUUCCCACCAAAAUGCCAAUCACCAACAUCUUCAGCAUAGCUCUUGGCCUCGCCGCCGGCGUUGUCUUCACCACAGCCAAACUGCAACAACAGAGACUGCCAGGCUCCAAGUAGCAUCGAGCAGCAUGGCUAUGUGUCUGUCUGUGCGCUGUCCCUAGCAGCAUUGGCUAUGUCUAUACUCCUUGCCUACCGUCGUCCCCCGAACACAACGCACCCUCAUUUUGACUGUAUCGGGCUGGAAACAUCCCUUGUAUACAUUCGUUUUCAGGGUGCAUUAUGUUCGCGGGACGACGGUAGCAGCACGACUGUUUCUAAUAAGCUGUACGCAUGGCAAUUGCUACAGUUCUGCUUUUUGUGGACAGGCAGUUUAGGUCUAUUGCAGGUACAGAGAGGGAUAGAGAGCUGCAAGAGGCAUAUGGAUGGGGUGUUUUUUUUUUUUGUAGAUUGUUGCUAUGUAACAAGGGAGGUUGCUCUACCGUCUUCACCCGACUAGAACACGCCCGGUCGUUAUCGCUGCGUCUGGACCGAACGUUGUGCCAACUACAGCUAUAAUGACCGGGCAUUCCAUUCGGGUGAAGACGGUAGGCAGCUAACCCUUCUUAUCUGUGAAGGUGUAUAUAAGAAAAACUGAUAUGCUGCUCAUAUUUUUCUCUGUCUAGAACCCCAUACCCCUAUAAUAAUAAACACAGGGAUUCAAACGCUUUCAAAGAACACACAAAAUAGUAGAAGAUCUAGCAUUCGUUCUGAGAGAUAGGAACUUAGCGGGAUGGAGGGAAUACUUGGCGUGGUGAGAGUAGUACCUGAAAUUGGAGAAAUGUAGCGAAUGAGAGAUCUUACCAGCCAUAAAAACUGGUGACGCAUAAAAAGUGCGAGUUACGUUCGUUGGGCGCCUUGGUUGAUAAUCGGUUGAGAACAGGCAGAGAGUUGGUCGAUAAUUCGUUGAGAAUUCGUUGAGAAUUGGUUGAGAAUUGGUUGAGAAUUGGUUGAGAAUUGGUUGAGAAUUGGUUGAAAUUUUGUUCCCAAUAGGUUGAGAGUUGAUUUGAGAAUGGAAAUAAAAAAAAGGGGAUGGGUUCCAGAAUCGCGUCAGAAUUUUGGCCGAGAAAAAAAGAAAACAAAAAAAACACAGUAUCAGGGGUGGUCCCCUCGGCGUACCAGCAGAAAAAGCUGCCUGCAUCUUUCUUUUCACCUGGUCAUCAUCGCUGGGAUGGGACUCAUGGGAGGCGAAAAAUACCGUCCUACGUAAGUCGUCGUGGUUACUUGCCGUCUGCAGGUGUUGGGCCCGGUGUUUCUGUCGGGGACGCCGUUGAUACUGGCGGUGCAAUUGAGAAGUUAAUUCCUUUUUUGCUGCACCGAGGGAUGUGCCUUCCGUUCAGCUACGACGCAUAGAAUAAGAGAAUGGCCAGUGGUUGGCUUCUGACGCGAUCGGUGUACCGAGGCAUGCCCUCAUGCAAAGGACGAGGAGGGAGGAGGGCACGUUUGGCUUGAUGAAGAUAUAUGGGAGACGGCUGUUGAAAUUUGAACGCCAUUCGUGACUUGCGAUUGUUCAUGUGGUCCCUUUGUGCUCGUCGACGCUCGUUCUUAUGUCUGGUAGUGACUGGUGAUGGUGAGCUUUGUGCUCGCUAUCGCUCAUGGAGCUGGUCUCCAUGCACUGAAUCGUUAGUAAAUGGGAUAUCUAGUU